GUUAAACAAAACCUAUGUCUAUUCUCUGAUUCCAGAUUGUGAUUCCAGGUUGUGUGCGAACUGCUGCUGGUGAAUUGUUUCAUAGAGUUGUGAGCACAAAAGUUGACAGACACACGCAUAUAUACAUAACAGACACGCAUAUACAUACCAGAUAUACAUACAUCAAUCACACAGACACACUUACUGAAAAAGCACACACACACAUCACAUAGUUCCUGCUAAGAUGCCGCGUGCCAAGGGCCACAAGCGGGCACUAGCCUCCAGGACCAGGAUGGCAGAGCGGCAGUCUUCCACCCCCAUGCCUCCUGUCCCUGAGUUCGUCUCUCGGCGCGGCACUGGGUUCCGCCACCGCGUGCGGAGGUGGCCAACUUCGCACCUGACUGGCCGUCAGGUGAAGUUUGUCCCUCCAGCUAUCGACUUGGAGAAGAAGACUGUCUUCUUCAUCGGCGACUCCCACCUGAGGGGCCUGGUGGAUGGGGACGUCGCCUUACCCAAGGUACCGCUCUCUUUCUCUUUUCUGUCUGUUCCAGGUGGAGGUGCAGCUGACCUGAGGACAGAGGUGGGGCGCCUGGAGUUCCCGUGGACCCCGGAUGUCGUCUGCGUGCUGGCCCCGAGCAACGAUCUGGACCGUGGGCCCUCCUCCGCUGCGGCAGAGUUCGGCGCCCUCCUGACCAGCGUCCGCAGCCGCUGGCCCAAGGUGUUUGUUCUGGACUUCCCCCCGCGUCUGAACAAACCCGUGGGCCUGCAGGAUCAGCUGCGUCAGGAGCACCGCCGCGUCGCAGCACGCAUGGGUGUCCCAUUCGUGGCUGUGACCGACAGCUUCCUGCUGGAUCGGUUGGAGCUGUGGUGUCAUGACGGCGUGCACCUCAGCGACACAGGUGGCUCGCCCAUCCUGGUGAAGCUGUUGUGCGACGCUGCCCUCACCCUGUUCCCAACUGACCCCCCUGCGCCUCCUUCCCCUCUGACGGAUUGCCUGGAUCCCCAGACGUGGCCCAGGCUUGGAGACGAGGGAGAGAUGGACUGCAUCCCUGCAUCUGCUGGCUUUUGGAGGAAGAUGGCAGAGCGGCAGUCACGGACCCCCAUGCCUCCUGUCCCACAGUUCGUCGCUCGUGGCCCGCCCAUCCUGGUGGAGCCUGCGCCUUCUUCCCCUCGUCGGAGGUCGCCACCGGCCCAGGUGACGGGGCCAGACCCCCUGCCCCGUCGGCGCCAGGAUCCCCGGAGGUGGACAACGGUUGGACGGGAGCGAAAGGCUGGAACACUGCCGGUGCAACAGUCCCUUCCCAUCCCGUCCAACCCUGUGUGGUUCAGCAGUCCUAUGUUGGAUGCCAUGGAGGAGUUCGCUCCUUCCUCUGACUCCAACUGCACUGCUGUCCCACCACCUGGCCAGGCUUCUCCUGGAAGGCGUCGUCGGAGAGCUGUGGCUGUCAGGCGUGCUGGGCAGAGGGAGUUCACUUCUGACUCUGACUGCACUGCUGUCCCACCACCUGGACAGGCUUCUCCUGGGAGGUGUCGUCGGAGACCUGUGGCCGUCAGGAGCGCCGGGCGCAGGGAGCAGGUUGGUGUCAACGUUUUUCCCUUACAAUUUCAGGUGCCUGCGGUCCGUGGCGAGCCAACGGUCAUCAGGGAGGAGCCUGCUGUCCAGGAGGAAGCCCAGGUGCCGCUGCAGGUCUUCGCAGAUAAGGUUCAUUCUUUUCCUCUCCCUAGUGAUAGUGGUAGGGUUAGUAAACCUCAGUCCGUCUGCGGUCGCGUGGCAAUGGUCGAGCGGGAUCGUCUGGGAAUUAGCGUAGCUACGGUUGUGCGCGGAUCUUUUCACCAGGGGGAUAGCAGGUUUAGUUACGGAGGGAAGCAAUGCAUGGCCAUUGCUUUAACUAGUAUAGCUAAGCAUGUGGUGAAAAGUGUGUUUUCGUGGGAGACACAGGAUCUCGAUCGCAUCCUGUAUUUAGGCGAUGAAUUGUACAGUAGUUUGCGCAACCUGGGUAUUUUUAACCAUCCGUCGCAGUUUUUGUCCGUGCCGGAUCUACCUACUAAUGUAGAUAUUGACGAGCAGUUGUUUAGUUUCCAUUUUAGUCAACACCCGGCAUCAGGUGCUGUGGGUGUUGAGCAGGAAAGUGGUCCCUUUGUGAGUCUGCGUCAUGGAUUAGAGGGAGUUUUCAGGCAGUACAGGAUGUGUCUGCUGACACUGCUAGCGUAUACAUCUGCCAUCAUCUGUGAGGAUGGACAGUUUGCUGUGGUCGACAGUCACUCUCGUAGUAGCUGUGGCCUGCUAGAUCACAACGGUACAAGUGUAAUACUGCACUUUUCCUGUUUAGAUGACCUGCAUCACUACAUCUGUUGUUUGGCUGAUGCUCUCUGUUCAGGGCUGAAGCCUUUUGAGCUGUGUGGCGUUAGGGUUAGUGUAGGUGCAAGUCCAGCGUUGUCUGGAGCUUCUGUAGAGAGUUGCAUCUUUGAGAAGAACACUGCUGCAGCACCUGAGCGUAGUGACAUCAGUGAUGUUUGUGCCACCACCUCCUUGUUUGACAGUGAUGCAGGUCCAGCUGUGAGCCACGCACAAUCCGGUGUUCCUGUGGAGAGUGGCUUCAUAGAGAUGAGCACUGCUCCGGCACCUGGAUUUAGUGACUUUGAAAAAGAUUUUGCAGCCCCAUCUGCGUGUCAGAGUGGGGCUGGUGUUAAAGCGAGCCCAGCACUGUCUGGCGUAUCUGUUCUCACUUUUUUAAGUGAAGUUAGUAGUGGCUCAACAGCAGAAUUUGUUGCCACUGAUGGCAAAAAGCGUGCGAUUUUGUCUCGUGAACGCAAGUCGAAACAAUCCAAGCAUUUUGAUAGUGUUACAGUAAACUCUGAUGUAGUGUUUAUCGCUGCAUCAGAGAGUGAGGAACAGUUUUUCCGUCCCCUCGGUGAUGACGUUUGUAGGGCUUUGUGUAGUCUAUUAAAAAUAGAUUUUAUGAAAGUCGGUGGUCUGGUGCACAGAGAGGUGGGCUACUUAGGUGUUCCCUGCCUUAGGGAGAAAAUUGUUCCUGAUGGGAACUGCUUUUUCAGAGCUGUUUCUCACGCUGUCAGUGGUUCACAGAAAAACCAUCGCUCGGAUAUAGGCUGUACCACUAGGUCUUCAGCGAAAGAUAGAGCGGGGCAGGCAGUAGAUGGGAUAGGUUGUCUAGAUUCAGGUAAAGAUGUUAUAGAGGUUUUUGAGGGCAGUACAAUAAGUAGGGAUUCUAGUGUGACAAAGUGUAAGGGAAGACUGCAGGAUACAGUUACUAUUAAACAUCGAGAGAGACGUGCCCUGCUUUAUAGGAAAAUGUAUAGUGAGGACUUGAACUUCAGGGAGAGCUGUAUAUCACGAAGUGCAGAGAAAUACAGAUAUAGCUUGGAGCACAGGCACAUGGUUAAGGCACGGAGUGCGGGGAAGUACAGGGAUAUUAUUGAGCACAGGGAAAGGGUUAAAUUCAGGAGCAAAGUGGUGAGUGCAAUAAAAUACACUGAUAAUUUAGAACACAGAGACAUGGUUAAAGCACGCAGUGUAGGGAUGUAUAGGGACAUUUUACACCACAGAAACAUGGUUAAAGCACGCAGUGUAGACAGGUACAGGGACAUUUUACACCACAGAGACAGCGUUAAAGCACGCAGCAAAAGGCAGUAUAGUGUUAGUUUAAAGCAUAGGCAACAAGUGAAGGCUAGUGUACAGCUGAGUCGGAAGCAGAGGCUGGAGAGGUCUGUAGAUUUUGGUGUUGUCAUGGAUAGUUUUUUGGAUAAGGUUAGAGACGGACCGGAUUUCGUGUGUAGUGUCUGUCAUAGGCUGCUGUUUAGAUAUCAGGUGCUGCACUGUGAGAGGGAAGUAUAUGCAGCAUGUUUAGCAACGGCUGGCAUUGCAAAUAAUUGCAUCAGUGAGCAUUAUCUGCAUAGUUGUGAUGAUAGGUGUGUUGAGCCCUGUCCCCUUGUUGUGUCCAGAGGUCAGUUGUGGAUUUGCUUUAGUUGUCAUAGUAAGAUCAGUAAAGGUCAAAUCCCAGCUGAAUGUUGGAACAACAACUUAGCUGUACACCCCAUUCCUCCAGAACUGGGAUGUCUGAAUAGCUUAGAGCAGCACCUGAUUGCUUUACGCAUCCCUUUUAUGAAGGCGGUGGCGUUGCCGAAGGGUGGUCAGAAUGGUGUACAUGGGCCCGUUACUUGUGUUCCGGCCAACAUUGUACAAACCACCAAUGUGUUGCCGCGCUCCAGUAUGGAGGGGUCUCUGCUUCAAGUGAAGUUAAAGCGGAAGUUGACUUACAAAGGACACUACGAGUAUCAGUUUGUUGACUCGUGGCGUGUCAGGCGAGCUAUAGAGUACUUAAAGAGAACCAAUGUCUUGUAUAAAGACAUUGACUUCAAUGAGGAAUGGUCAAAUGCUUUUUGUAGGGAGGAAGAGGUUGUAGAGGAUGGUCAGGGUGACCAGGUUGUUGUAGAGGAUGGUCAGGCUGGUCAGGGUGACCAGGUUGUUGUAGAGGAUGGUCAGGCUGGUCAGGGUGACCAGGUUGUUGUUGACCCACAGUCCAGUGAGGAUGAGGCUGUAGAGCAGAAAGGUGGCCCAGAAGACGAAUCCGAAGACAUUGUGCAAGAUGAACUGUUACAUGACAGACAACAGCACUGCAUGUUUCAGGACACUUGUCUUAUGCCCGUUGAUAUCGGUCAGGAAGCAUUAGAUCACUAUUUUAAGGAUGUUGUAUGUCUGGCCCCCGCGGAAGGUAAUAGUCCGGUUAGAAUGCUUUCUGACAAAUUCAAUGAGGCCAUGUGUUUUCCUGCGCUGUUUCCAAACAGCAGAAAUACAUUCCACGCCGACCGCGCGCAUCGUAUAACAUUGUUGCGCUAUUUUAAUAACCGGGUAAUGCAUGCAGACGGCCGUUUUGCGCGCAACGUUGAAUACAUAUUCUUUUGUCAGUAUAUGUCCGAAUUGGACCAAGUCAUUAGUAGCAUUUCCGUCGCCAUGCGUAAAGGUAAGGGGGGUCAGCAUUCUCAUCGGAUUUCGCCGGACAUGCUCAAAGACGACGAGUCUCUGAAGCGCUUGCUACAGUUCGAUGACGGUUUUCGUUUCCUUCGGCCCAUUCGCGGGACGCCAGCUUUUUGGUCUUCCGUUCAGAAAGACCUUAUGGCUUGUGUCCGCCAAUUGGGGAUCCCAACAUGGUUCUGCUCCUUUUCGUCUGCUGAUCUGCGCUGGCAGAAUCUCCUUGCCAGCAUCCUGAGACAGGAAGGCAGACAGCAGACAGCAGAACAGCUAGAGUGGGCCGAUAGGUGCGAGCUGUUGCGGCGCAACCCGGCCACAGCCGCGAGGAUGUUUGACUACAGGUGGCACUGUUUUCUGAAGGAAGUACUCAUGUCCCCGUCUAACCCUGUUGGCAAGAUUUUGGAUUUCUUUUAUCGCAUUGAGUUCCAGCAGCGUGGGUCCCCCCAUGUUCAUGCGCUGUUUUGGAUUGAGGGAGCUCCCCAGUUUUAUAAAAACCCCGACUUAGAAGUCGCACAAUUUAUCGAUCAAUAUGUGACAUGUGAGCUACCCUCUGCCGAUGACACAUUAUCGGAAGUUGUGUCAUCGGUUCAACUGCAUUCGAAACGGCAUUCAAAGUCGUGUCGUAAAAAUAACACCAAAUGCCGUUUCAAUUUUCCCAAACCCAUCUCUGCACGCACAUUCAUCUGCAAAAUCCCAGAAUGUGUUUGUCCUAAAAAGGCAACGGGGACAGAGAGUGAGUGCCUUCCAGAAAACCGGCCAAAGUGCACCUGUUUAGAUAAGGACAAGAAGAUGCGAAAGGAGGUUGCGCAGAUGAUUAUGGAGAAAGUCAUGGACGCCAUGGAGAGGGAGGAGCCCUUUGGUAGCGUAGAAGAGUUGUUUGCCAGUGUGGGCAUCAACCAGGACGUCUUUGAGCUCGCGUAUUGGCGGCUGGAGACUAAGAAUAAGGUGGUUUAUAGGCGAGGGGUAAACGACACCUGGGUUAACCAGUACAAUAAGAAUCUAUUGAAGUGUUGGAACGCUAACAUGGACAUUAGCUUUGUCACUGACGCCUACGCAGUCGUCAUCUACAUAAUCAAGUACAUCACAAAAGCAGAGAAUGAAAUUGGUCUGUUGUUGAGCAAUGCCCUUAAAGAAGCCAAUAAGCUAGGAAAUCUCUCUGCUAAAGAGGCUUUAAACAAACUGGGCAGUGUAUAUUUACACAACAGAGAUGUCUGCGCUCAGGAGGCAGUGUAUAGGCUAAUGAGCAUGCAUUUGAAAGAAUGUUCCAGGAAGGUGGUGUUUAUUCCAACAGGGAAUAACAUUGUGCGGAUGAGCUUACCCCUCAGCGUGUUGUUGGAAAGGGCUUCCUCAGAGGGUCUCAGGUCCGAAAACAUGUGGAUGACGAGUGUUGUCGAGAGGUACCAGAACAGGCCCGACGGUGGCGUAUUUGCCGAUAUGUGCAUAGCCACGUUUUGUUCGGAGUAUCGUGUUCUCAGCCAGAAUGAAGACUCUGCCAACAAAAUUGCACUUCAAGGGGGUUUAGGGUUCAUCUUGCGGAGAACACGAACUCAGUUUGCCGUCGUCCGCUACAUGCGCUUUAAAUUAGACAAACAGGAGGAAGCCCACUUUCAGAGUUUGCUGCAGUUGUUCCUUCCUUAUAGAACUGAUUGUGAACUCAAGCCGGAAGGCUUUGACUUCUACAAACAGUUCCACGACGAAGGUAAUGUGACGUUGGCUGGCGGGACCGCACGGCCGGUGCGAGACGUCGUCGGUGACAACAGGGCAAACUUUGAAGUGGACUGUCCUCGGUUAGAGCGUGCGCAGGAGCUUGCGGAUCUGUUAGGUCCUAAUGUCGAUGAGGAUGCGUGGGGGGACCUUCGUCCUGAACAGGAAAUCGAACACAUGGAGUGUUUAGAGGAGAGGCAGAAGCAGCAGCAGGAGGAAAUUAGUGACGAGCAGCUAGUUCAAUCUGAGGAAAAUGUCCCCGAUUUGUUUGUUGGUGGUAAACAAGUAGCUACGAUUGAGAGAAACACCAACAUUUUGUCUAGAAGGGAGGGUUUAGCUCUGCUCCAUUCUCUCAAUGAGACGCAGAGGAGCGUUUUGGAUACGAUUAGGGAAUGGUGCUUACAAAAGGUGAGGGGAAAAAACCCGGAACCUUUCCAUGUGUUCGUCACUGGUGGGGCAGGUACUGGAAAAAGCCAUUUGAUUAGAGCUAUCCAGUACGAGGCAGGGAGACUAUUGUCGCGUCUGUACAAACCAGAUGAAACCUGCGUGCUCUUAACUGCCCCCACAGGCAUAGCUGCAUACAGUUUACAUGCAGCCACAAUUCACCACACCUUCAGUAUUGGCAUACAGGUUAGUUUACCCUAUAUCCCUCUGGGGGAAGAUAAGAUAAACUCCCUGAGGGCUCAAUUUGGUCACCUACAAAUUCUCAUCAUUGACGAAAUCAGUAUGGUAGAUCACCAUCUUUUAGCCUAUGUGCACGGCCGGUUAAGGCAAAUGAAGCAUACGGGGGACUUUUCUCCAUUUGGAAACGUUAGCGUUGUAGCUGUCGGUGACUUUUAUCAGUUGCCGCCCGUUAAAGGGAAGCCGCUGUACGCCAGUCAGGUGGGUGUGGACCUCUGGUGUCAUUUUACAAAAGUAGCGCUAACAACAGUUGUGAGGCAAAAAGAUAGUGUCUUUUCUGAGCUGCUCAAUAGGCUUAGAGUUCGGGCGAAGGGAACCCCCUUAUUGCAAAGCGACGUCGAUAUCCUCAAGUCCCGGGAGACGGGGGAAGAGAGCGCUGCUUUGCAUAUUUAUCCCACAAAUAUGCAAACCAGCCACCAUAAUCUGGAGAGGUUAUUCGCAAUCUGUCCAGAUUAUGUUACAAUCGAGGCGCAAGACUUUAUCAACAGUAGGAAGACGGGUCAAUUAGAGCGCGUGGCCGAUCAUCACGCUAAAACGUCGUACACGUGUUUGGUCAAGAGUUUGUGCUUGGCUCCGAACGCACGUGUAAUGCUGUGCAAAAACAUUGCCGUGGCAGACGGUCUGGUCAAUGGCGCAUGUGGAACGGUCACUUAUAUUCAUUUUGGAGCCGAUAAAGACUUCCCCCUCACAGUUUAUGUGAAAUUUGAUGACCCAAAAAUAGGCUCACAAAGGAGAAAGGAACGUUCCCAUGCUGCUGUAGAAUGCCCGCAUUCUACCGCCAUUGAUCCCGUGGAGGAUUCGGCGACAAAACGCGGCGGUUUGCGUCGUCAGUUUCCGCUUAAACUCGCGUGGGCCUGCACUGUUCACAAAGUGCAAGGUCUAACUGUAGAUGAGGCUGUCGUGUGUUUACACAAGGUUUUUGCAGCUGGGCAGGCGUAUGUCGCCCUCAGCCGUGUCAGGGAUAUAUCCGGCCUUGUCAUUACUGACUUUAAGGAAAAGGCCAUUUACUGCAAGGACGCCGUCAAGGAGGCAUUGGAUAGCAUGCCCCCAUUUCUACUUGAACAGCCACAGCCCUCGUUAGAAACCCGCAGUUUCUCCGCGUAUUUACUGAACGUCCAAAGUUUACCUUGCCACGCCGCUCAUUUGAUGUCUUGUACGCAGCAUUUACAGCCUACCUGUAUUGCUGUCACAGAGACGUGGCUCACUGCACAAUCCUCCACAGACUGUGUCCAAAUACAGGGAUACACUUUCCAUAGUCGUCCCAGAGCCUUGUGUUACAGUAGCAAUGAUGUCAAAUUAGCUGAGAUUAGAGAUUUACAACAUGGCGGAGUAGGUUUAUAUGUUGUAGAUAAUUCGGACUGUGAGAUUCUGCAGGUGCCCGAUUUCAAUCUGGAGUGUUUGGUGUGCCUGUCUACCAAAGAAAACAUUUUGAUGGCAGUAAUUUAUCGUCCGCCAUCUUACCCAAAUUUACUAUUUAAAUCCAAUCUGGUGAAGUUACUUGAUUGGGUCACUCCACUCAGUAACACAAUUGUUAUCAUGGGAGAUUUUAAUGAAGACAUUCUCAAACAUUCAUCAAUUUCUAAAUUAAUGGGCCAAAAUGGCUUUUCGCAGCAUGUAACACAAGCGACUACAGAGAAUGGGACAUUAAUUGACCACGUUUAUGUCAAAACAACGCAGUAUGCUGUGGAUUGUGCAGUGCUGUCCACUUAUUUCAGUGACCACGAAGCCAUCCUGUGUGCUUUUCGUGGUCUAGAUGAAGGUGAUGCGUUUAAUUUGGAGUUGUUGUUUGCAGAGCAGUUUGCUGAUGAAGAGGGUCCCUAAGCAUCGUCUCAACCCCCAAGAUGGAUUAGCUUGCUGGAAUAAUU
Messenger RNA from Entelurus aequoreus (snake pipefish), 9216 nucleotides. RefSeq lists its product as uncharacterized. The transcript has 13 exons. NCBI's taxonomy places the organism in Eukaryota, Metazoa, Chordata, Actinopteri, Syngnathiformes, Syngnathidae. The record is from RefSeq and is a predicted model, not a curated record. Gene Ontology annotation, biological process: telomere maintenance; DNA repair. Gene Ontology annotation, molecular function: ATP hydrolysis activity; DNA helicase activity. The coding region runs from base 224 to 9172 and encodes 2982 amino acids.